AUGGCGUCUCUUCAGGUGAAGUGGCCGGAGGUCUCCGGCACCAAACAAAAGGCUCUCGACGAUGCCUUGAAAAUGCAGAAGAGGGUUAUUGAGCAGUGCAACAAGUCCGGAAAAGAGGUCCCCAAGUACCAGCUCUCGGAGCUCAUCGGCAAGGGGAGCUUUGGCCGUGUCUACAAGGCCACCUCACUGACCACCAAGCAGCUGGUCGCUGUCAAAAUUAUUGACAUCGACCAGAGCGACACUGCGGACCCCAGGAUGGCCGAUACCUACAGCGACCUGCUCAAGGAGAUCAACGCCCUGCAGAUGCUGAGCGACACGGGUGCCAAAAACAUCAAUCAUGUUAUCGAGGCUCUCCCCGUUGGCCAGUCCAUGUGGAUGAUCACAGAGUACUGCGCGGGGGGGAGUGUGGCGACUCUCAUGAAGCCAACGGCGCCCGGUGGCCUGCAGGAGAAAUGGAUCAUUCCUAUCUUGCGCGAAGCAGCAGAGGCCAUCUCCUGGGUUCAUGCUCAAGGAAUCAUUCACCGUGAUCUCAAGUGCGCCAACGUCCUGGUUACCGAGGUCGGAGACGUCCAGCUUUGCGAUUUCGGUGUUGCCGGUGUCAUCGAGACCAAGUUCGACAAGAGAACUACUGUCAUUGGCACGCCGCAUUGGAUGGCACCAGAGCUUUUCGAUCCUUCCGCCUCCUACGGCACUGAGGUUGACAUCUGGGCUUUUGGUGCUAUGGUGUUCGAGAUUGCUUCGGGGUUACCGCCGAAUGUGGCUGCUGGUAUGGAUUUCACAAAACUCGGAACCUAUGUCAAGCAAAAUACACCCCGCUUGGAUGGUGAUAAAUAUUCUUCUGGCCUAAAGGACCUCAUUGGCUACUGCCUGCAACACGAUCCGGCCAAGAGACCCAGUAUUACUCAGAUUCAGCGCCACGGAUACUUGUUCAAGACCGAGGAUACCUACCCAACAGAAUCAUUGGCUCAUCUCGUGAGAGCCUUUAAACUUUGGGAGGGACAAGGAGGUGACCGACGGUCAUUGUUCAACCUGGGAGGUGCGCAGGCACCAGCAGACCUCGCAGCAGCAGUGAUGGCUGAUGACGAAUGGAAUUUCAGCACAACAGCUGCCUUUGAUCAGCAAGUAUUCAACAAUGGCGAUGCACAGGAUGUGUACGAUGUGUACGGAUCCAACGUGGAUUUUGUCCAAGAGAAGUAUGAGGAAACAGCUCGCCCCCAGAAACCCAAAGGUCGUCGGAGACCUCCUCCUUAUCUGCCGUCCGUCAAGGCUCCCCUGGAGAAAUUGUUUGAUCCAAACACCAUGUCCAAUUAUGAAGACAAUUCGAGGGCAUACUAUGGCCGUCCCUUUCCCAUCCCUGCCCCACCUGCUGCGCCGAAUGCUUCCGAUCUACCACUUCGUGAUGACUCUCUCCCUUCAUCUGAUGUGAGGGAGUCACUCAUUGACUUGGAUAUAGGCAGGAAGUCGCUUAUUGACCUGGAUGCCUCGUUGCACGGCAGCGAGCUUUCGGACUUUGUUGACUUGAACACUCUCAAGGCUGGGGAUUCUAGAUUCCCAGUCGACUUCGACAUGGGAGACCCGGAGCCUUUUGAUAACGGACCUCUGAGUGAUCCUGGCGACAUAAAGGGAAACCGUAGGACACAGGACUGGAAGUUCCCCUCCCUGACACCGGGUCCUGCUCCUCCAGAUCCGCAAGCAUUCCGAUUUCCUGCCAUGCCCGAGGAGGCAGAGCCAGCACCCAGCCCAGUCACCAGUCGCCCCCCUCUUAUUCAUCGGCCUACGGAGCCGCUACCUCCCUCUUCACAAUAUAACGAUCUCGCCCCGACGCCUUCGGCUGAUAACCGGGCGUCUACAGGGAGUCUUAUUGACCUUGACCUGAGCAUGCCCGACACACCCAUGGAUUAUUCACGUCCAUCCACCUCUCACUCAGAUGCAAAUUCCGUGGGCAGUUCUGAUUUCGGUAGCACCAACCCGUUCGAGCUUGAAAGACACACAUCCUUUUAUGCGAUGCCAGCUACGUACCGCGAGCCAUCCAUCUAUGUUUCGGAUGAAUCUGAGUUUUCAAACAUGCAGCAUGAUGUGAUGGCAAACGGCGUCAACCAUGCUGCUCAGUCCAACGGCCAUUCCCCUAGUCUAUCUAAUGACCUUGCACGCCCUUACUCCUUGAGUGACUUUGCCGAUAUGGACCCUGAAUACCCUGACGACGACCCAACCCCACAGCCUACGACUUCCGCGAAUACUGCACAAUUUCCAUUUGUGUCUCCACACGAGAAUGGCUAUCAUGAUGACGAGCCGGGUUCGGUAAUUCGCCAUCCAUCACCUUCUCGUGGAAAUGGAGUCUCUUUCCUACCCCCGUUACCGCUGGCGCCCUUGCCUCAAGUCAUGGAGGGUCAAGCCUCCCAUGAAGAAGUGAAGGAAGAGCUUCGCAGAAUGGCCAUGUCUUUGGGUGCCCACCUCAGCCACGCUGAUGCCUAUCUCUCGGGAUUGCAGGUUCGACGCGCAAGUUCGACCAGAGCUGAGACUCCUGAUCUCGUAACCCCUUCAUGA
This is a messenger RNA of Clonostachys solani, 2544 nucleotides long. The record is from the annotation of a GenBank genome assembly. Lineage: Eukaryota; Fungi; Ascomycota; Sordariomycetes; Hypocreales; Bionectriaceae.